Molecule: messenger RNA, 702 nt
Organism: Daucus carota subsp. sativus
Lineage: Eukaryota; Viridiplantae; Streptophyta; Magnoliopsida; Apiales; Apiaceae
Exons: 1
Coding region: 1-702 (233 amino acids)
Source: RefSeq, a predicted model, not a curated record
AUGGGCAGUCAGAGCCUCCGGUCGCCGGAAACGUCGACCCAGCUGGGAGAAUUACUGAGAUAUACAGAUCAUGAGAACAGUCGUAGCCAUUUGACAAUAGGCAGUGUUCUUAAUCUGGAAAAAAAACCAGGGAGUAGAUCAACAGGCCGUACACUUCUGGAUAUAAUACAAGCGGACUCAACAGGAGAUAGUAAGAUCACUUGGACAAAUUUUCGUGACAAGCUCCGACUCAAACGCGCAACCGCCGCAUUGCAACGAAUAAAUAAUCAUGGUCAUCAUCAAAGGAUUUUGUCAGACCCCGAUAUUGAAUCUGAAUCGAGUAGGAUUCGAUCAUCGUCACUGCGGUUGCAAAGAAGUCUAAGUUCACUGUCGGAGGAGGAGGAGCAGGAGCAGGAGACAGAGGGAGAAGGGCCUCUUAGGAUGUCGUUGAUGUCGUUGUUGGCGGAGACGGAUAGGGAAAUGGGGAAUGAACCGGCUUAUGUGAUCGAAGAUGAGGCUGGUCAAGUUGAAGUUGAGGUCGAAAAUGAUGGUGGAAGUGGUGAGGUGAAUGAUUGUUGUGUUUGUAUGGAGAGGCAUAAAGGAUCAGCUUUUAUACCUUGUGGACAUACAUUUUGUAGGUUAUGUUCAAGGGAGCUUUAUGUUCAAAGAGGGAACUGUCCCAUCUGUAAUGGCUUCAUUUUGGAGAUUCUUGAUAUUUUCUGA